CUGUAAGUACCAAAACAUGUUUACAUACAAGUGGCCCCUACCCGCCCUACACUAAGCACCUUGCGGACAUUCUUGAUGAGGCUUCUCUCUCGGAACCAGAAAGAUAAACUAGUUCCGACUGUAACUUGCCAGGUUUGGUUAUCAGGGCCAUGUCAUUAAGGGCCCACCUCCGCAGUCGUUUCCAGAAGCAGGCUCCUCCCACCGAGGGAGCCCUCCAGAAGCGGGGCUCCACCUCGUCCGAGGUUCUCGCCUCCUCGGGGUCGGACGACAUCAAUUCCAGUACGGAAGAGCAGUCACUGAGCGAUCAUGCAGCAGAGGGAGGGUCGCCAUCAGCCAGCAGGAAAAAGUAUGACAGAGAAGGGGCAUCCGGGGACCCUUCAUCACCAGGAACCAAGAGGAAGAAGGAGAGAAGAAACAGUCAGGGUCGGCAGCCUGAGGAGUCCCAUCAGAGGUCGGGGGCGGUCACCUCCAAGACAAGCCAAUGGGAUGAGAAUGAGAAGAGUAUUUAUGAGACGCAGUUGAGGACACUCCAAGAGCAGCUAGUGGACACCAUGAUACAGAACCAGACACUACAAUCUGAACUGGGCAAAUUCAAGGCCAACAGUGACAUGACUCAGGUGCUGCAGAUGCUGGACCGAGAGAAGGACCGGUGUACCAAGCUGUCCCAGGAAUGCGACGAACUACACCAACAACUGGAAAACAUCGAGAGGAGAAGUUACAGUGUUGAAGAGCACCCUUCAUCCGUUGAACUUGGUGUGGAAGCUGAUUCUGCGGACCUGCCUUCAAGCUCUGAUAUCCAGCCGCUACCGAAGAAGCCCACCUUGAAGUACCAAGUGCAGGAAUGGGUGGUGAAUAAAGUGUACGAAGUGAUGUCCGACUUCACGGAGGAUCCGGAGGACGAGAAGACAGCUGAGAAUGACGAGGGAGAGGAGUUGGCCGUCAAGAAGUGGGUGGAAAUUUGACUGAAAUGACCAGGUUUUUUUGCUGUUGAACAGGGGGCUCAAGUGUCCUUAGGCUGGGCAGGUUUCCAGGCUGAAAUCAGUGGGGAAUGGUUUCCGGCAUUGCGCAUUGCACAAACCAACCAUAAGCUUUUCUCCCAGCUCAUAAAAGAAGUAUCUUAUAAGUCAGAAUAUUCCUUGGAGAACACUGCUUACUCCAAUUAGGAACACUCGCUUAUAUAUUUCAAUUUAGAACAAUGCAUGCAUGUUUAUGUUACUCACCCAGUGUGUAGACAUUCCUUUGUUUUUGGCGUGUUAUGAAAAGUCGGUGAAGAUACUCGUUUUUCAGGCACUGUGAACGCUCUUUUAAGUUGGAUUUCUGUAGUUGGCUCCUUGACUGUUCUUCUUUUGGCUACAGAAAACUCAACCCUAAAAGUAGCCUCUAAAACUGGUUUCCAGAAAGGAGAUUUAUCCUGUAUGGAUUUACAUGUAGCUUUGUCCACAGCAAAAAUGGUAUAGCACUGCUUCGCGGCGCAAAAUGGAGAACUCUGCCAAAAAGGUGUUAUCAUCAUGGGCGCCAUUUGAGUGUGUACGUUGGCGCAGGCAUACCAGGUGUGUGUGCCUGUCACGGUGCCUGCACCUGUUGCAUUAACAUAGCGUAUUCCCACCCAAAUGGCGCCUAUGCAAUAACAACGUUUUUUGUGUAUUCAUGGUGAAGUUCUCCAUCUUGCUCCGUUUAGUGGUGCUAUACGAUCUUUGGUCCACACAAGGUUUGCACAACCUGCAGUACAAGUAUGUUAACCUUUUCCAUUCACGGGUCCACGCUAGGUGUGUAUAAGGUUGGCACAUAUUCCUGAAUGGAAAUACUGGUUGUCUUUGUGCACACUGACUAGGGAACUGUGUGUUCUCUUAAUAGGAAUACAGUGAAUGUCUACUGGGAACACGUAGAGUUCCAAUAAGAAGUAUUCCUGUGGAAACAACAUUCGAACGUUACUUUACAUUGGCUACCCGAGUGCAUUGAGAUCCACAAUAACUUUGGAAAUUGAGUUUACCUGACAGGAUCGAGGUAGACAAAUUGAUAGCUACCUGAACCUUAGCACGCUCCAUUGACUACUCUGAACCGUGGUUACAGAUUUGCCCUUUUCCUUGGCACAUGCGCACAAAUUGGUUUCACAAUUUGAAAGCCUUUCCAUUAAAUGCAACACUUGUUCUGCGCCCCUAUGUAGCGUGUAUACAUCUGUCAUGUGUACAGUCUGUCUGAACUUCAAGUCCACGUGCAUGUAGUUGGACACACAGGGCAUCAUUGAUAUCUACUUGCUAUUUCAAAUGGAGCAAUAUCCCCAGAAUAUUACAGUUUGGUCUUCAGGCCUUAGCAAGGAAUCGUUUUUAUUUCACUGAUUUUAGCUGUUUUAUCUGACACCAUAACAACCAUGCUCAUGUAAGAACAUGCACCUGUAUACAUGUACUUCAGAGGCAUGAUACGAGCGUGAGUAGAACAUGGAAUAAUGUUGUGUGUCUGUGUCCCGUAAACUUGAUUUGUAGUAGUAAG
Molecule: messenger RNA, 2487 nt
Organism: Acanthaster planci (crown-of-thorns starfish)
Lineage: Eukaryota; Metazoa; Echinodermata; Asteroidea; Valvatida; Acanthasteridae
Product: GRAM domain-containing protein 4-like
Biological process (GO): apoptotic process; negative regulation of toll-like receptor 9 signaling pathway
Source: RefSeq, a predicted model, not a curated record